This is a messenger RNA of Jatropha curcas, 2715 nucleotides long. RefSeq names its product putative receptor protein kinase ZmPK1. Lineage: Eukaryota; Viridiplantae; Streptophyta; Magnoliopsida; Malpighiales; Euphorbiaceae. The record is from RefSeq and is a predicted model, not a curated record. Gene Ontology annotation, molecular function: ATP binding; protein serine/threonine kinase activity. Gene Ontology annotation, biological process: recognition of pollen; protein phosphorylation.
GAAAAUAAUCUGAACCUUCCUAUACGUAUUCUCCCAUUUCACUGUCGCAAACUAAGAAAGAAACAAUUAUCUUAACUAGAUUCUAAAUUGGAAACAAUAUUUGCUUUCACAUUUAUCAGUUUCAUACUAUUUUAAUUCGCAACUUCAAACUGCCAAGGAGACGAAACUUGCACUUCCAUGUUCAUGAGCUUUAAAAUGGAUAUCCAGUUUUUCUUGAUUAUUCUAUUGUUUCUUCUUAUAUCACCUCUCAUUUCUUUAUCUGCUUCUGAUUUUGCUUUAAGGUGGAACUCGCAUCUAUCUGUGGAAAAUCCAGAGGACAUUUUGAUUUCACCAAAUGGGGUUUUCUCUGCUGGAUUUUAUCCUGUUGGUUUCAAUGCUUAUUGUUUUGCUAUAUGGUUCAGCAAACCAUCUUGCCAAAACAACUGCACUGUCGUUUGGAUGGCAAACCGUGACUUCCCAGUUAAUGGCAAACGCUCAAAAUUCUUGCUGUUAGAAAAUGGUAAUCUUGUAUUAACAGAUGGUGGCAAGUCCACUGCUUGGUCGUCAGGGACUGUAUCUCUAUCCCCUACAGAGUUACGCCUCCAUGAUACUGGUAAUCUUGUGCUUCAAAAUGCAGAAGGUGUUGUGGUUUGGCAAAGUUUUGAUUCACCUACCGAUACUCUUCUUCCUUUCCAACCACUCACCAGACAUACUCAGCUAGUCUCAUCGCGAAGUCGCACCAACUUUUCUUCUGGUUUCUACAAACUAAUCUUCGAUGAAAAUAAUAUUCUUCGUCUCGUCUACGAUGGUCCAGAUGUUUCAAGUACCUACUGGCCAUAUCCAUGGCUUCAAGACUGGGACUAUGGAAGGUUUCCAUACAACAGCAGUAGAAUUGCCUCUUUUGACUCGCUAGGCAAGUUUACUUCUUCUGAUAAUUUGGGUUUUAUAUCAACGGAUUAUGGAGAGAGACUCCAGCGGAGAUUAACAAUUGAUUAUGAUGGGAACACUCGAUUGUAUAGCCGAAAGGAGGACAGCGCAAUUUGGAUUGUUUCAUGGCAAGCCAAAUCUCAAGUCUGUGAGAUUCAUGGAAUUUGCGGACAUAAUAGCACAUGCAGCUAUGAUCCGAUUUCUGGUAUCAAAUGCUCGUGUCUUCCGAAAUAUAAGAUAAGGAAUACUGCUGAUUGGGCUUUUGGUUGUGAACCGGAAUUCAAUCUUUCAUGUGACAAUGACACAGAGUCCAGUUUCAUUCGACUUAAACAUGUUGAAUUUUAUGGCAACGAUGCUUGGUUCUACAAAAAUGUCAGCUUAGAGUACUGCGAGAAAGCAUGUUUACAAUCAUGCAAUUGCAAAGGAUUCCAGUACAGGUACGUUGGGGAUAAUCCAAUCCCAUAUUGUUAUCCUAAAAUGUCAUUGCUUAACGGGCAACGUUCCCCAAGUUUUGGUGGAGACUUUUAUUUGAAAGUUUCCAAAAGCAAUCUAUUCUUAGGUAAACAUACAGUUGUUUCAGGAUUCGGGUUGGAUUGCUCCGGUGAGCUUGAAGUGCCUUUGAACAGAAAGUACCAAACAAGCGGUGAAAAUGGGACCUUGAAAUUCAUACGUGAUUUCACCUAUGGGUUAGGGGGAACCGAGAUUGUUGUCAUCUUUGUUGUCUGUUGUUUCUUGAUUAAGUCUAAGAAGGAUUCUGAUGAAGCUACACAAAGUUACCAUCCUGCAGAAACUGGAUUUAAAAGAUUCACUUAUUCUGAGCUCAAAAAGGCAACUGGAAACUUCAACGAGGAGAUUGGAAGAGGAGCAGGAGGAAUUGUAUACAAAGGGAUGUUGCCUGACAAUCGAGUUGCAGCAAUCAAACGACUUAAUUUAGCUAAACAAGGAGAGGCUGAAUUUUUAGCAGAAGUCAGCACUAUUGGGAAGCUUAAUCAUAUGAACUUGAUAGAGAUAUGGGGCUAUUGCGCGCAAGGGAAGCACAGGCUUUUGGUGUACGAGUACAUGGAGCAUGGAUCCUUGGCAGAAAAUUUAUCUUCAAAAGCACUUGAUUGGCGAAAGCGGUUUGAAAUUGCCAUAGGCACUGCAAGAGGACUCGCUUAUUUACAUGAAGAAUGCUUAGAGUGGAUUUUACAUUGUGAUGUAAAGCCUCAAAAUAUACUCCUGGACUCAAACUACCAUCCAAAGGUAUCUGAUUUUGGCUUAUCUAAGCUACUAAGCAGAGGCAAGCAAGAAAACUUCUCAAAUAUAAGAGGAACUCGAGGGUACAUGGCUCCUGAGUGGGUUUUCAAUUUGCCAAUCACAUCCAAAGUGGACGUCUACAGUUAUGGGAUUGUUUUAUUGGAGAUGAUCACCGGAAAAAGUCCAGCAACACUAGCUGAUCAUGGCACAGAAACAUGUGAGGAGAUUGAGCACAAAAGAUUAGUGACACUGGUGAGAGACAAGAAAGUUAAAGCUAAUGGAAUAUCCUCAUGGAUUGAAGACAUCGUGGAUCUUAAUUUGGAAGGAAAAUAUGAUCAAGAUAAGAUGGAAACUCUUGUAACAUUGGCCCUGCAAUGUGUGGAUGAAGACAGAGAUGCUAGACCUACUAUGAGCAAAGUCGUUGAAAUGCUUCUGCACCUUCAAAGUCAUUAGGCUAACACUAUUUGCUUUCAUUAUCAUUAUUGUCUCUGAGUUUGUAUCGUUCUUGGCACUUAAGGUUUUUCUUCUUUUUAAAUAAAAAAAAAAAAAGAUUUUAUAAUUUCAAUAAAAUCA